Aspergillus wentii DTO 134E9 is the source of this 1100-nucleotide messenger RNA. RefSeq names its product sterol desaturase family protein. Lineage: Eukaryota; Fungi; Ascomycota; Eurotiomycetes; Eurotiales; Aspergillaceae. Gene Ontology annotation, molecular function: iron ion binding; C-4 methylsterol oxidase activity. Gene Ontology annotation, biological process: ergosterol biosynthetic process. Bases 1 to 912 code for a protein of 303 amino acids. The transcript is spliced from 4 exons. The record is from RefSeq and is a predicted model, not a curated record.
AUGGAGGUGUCUAUGAAUUCGACACUGUUGUCAUCGUCACCUGAAACCUAUUGGGGUCAGUUUGAGGAAAUUUCCAAAUACAAUACUCACCUGGGUAUAAUCGAAAGACUCUGGACAGCAUGGUAUGCAUGGAUGCAGAAUGAUGUUCUGGCUACAGGCAUCAUGUCAUUUAUGAUGCAUGAACUUGUCUACUUCGGUCGAUCGCUGCCCUGGAUCUUUAUAGACAGUUUGGGAGUCCUCAAAAACUACAAGAUCCAAAGCAACAAAAUACCUUCAUUGCGCGAGCAGUGGAACUGCGCGAAAUUCGUAUUACUUAGCCACUUUACUGUUGAGCUGCCUCAGAUUUGGCUUUUCCACCCAAUGGCUCAGUUUUUCGGGCUUUCUACAUCAGUUCCUUUCCCAUCUGUGUGGACGAUGGCAUAUCAAAUUGCUAUAUUCUUUGUCUUGGAAGACACAUGGCACUACUUUUCCCAUCGUGCCCUCCACUGGGGUCCCCUCUACAAGGCCAUUCACAAAAUCCACCACCAGUACUCUGCUCCCUUCGGUAUGGCUGCCGAAUAUGCUUCUCCAAUUGAGGUCAUGAUCCUUGGGUUUGGCACUGUUGGUUGCCCGAUUCUUUGGUGUGCUCUGACUGGUGACUUGCACAUUUUCACAAUGUAUGUUUGGAUUGUGCUGCGUCUAUUCCAGGCCAUUGAUGCGCAUAGUGGCUAUGAGUUUCCUUGGAGUCUGCACCAUUUCCUCCCUUUCUGGGCUGGAGCUGAUCACCAUGAUCUCCACCACGAAAAAUUCAUUGGCAACUAUUCAAGCAGCUUUAGGUGGUGGGAUUACCUGCUUGACACUGAAUACUCGCCUGAUGCUAUCAAACGUCGGAGAGAGAACAAGGCUUCGGGCGCAGCAAAGAAGGCCCAGUAGCUUUAUUGGUUUAUCUUUUGUUCGGAUACAAAAGGGAUGCGUGAUGACUGGCCCUGUUUACUUGAUUGGGCAGAUGACUGGUGUACUCCCAUAAAUGGGUUACAGCUGUUUUACAGCAGUCUUUAUAAUUAGUUUAUAAUUAAUCAUAUUGCGGAAUUAAUAUAAUAUGUAAUAGUUUUAUGAUAUAU